This is a messenger RNA of Panicum hallii, 1725 nucleotides long. Its product is annotated as arogenate dehydratase/prephenate dehydratase 6, chloroplastic-like. The coding region runs from base 264 to 1514 and encodes 416 amino acids. The record is from RefSeq and is a predicted model, not a curated record. Gene Ontology annotation, cellular component: cytoplasm; chloroplast. Gene Ontology annotation, molecular function: arogenate dehydratase activity; prephenate dehydratase activity. Gene Ontology annotation, biological process: L-phenylalanine biosynthetic process. The transcript has a single exon. NCBI's taxonomy places the organism in Eukaryota, Viridiplantae, Streptophyta, Magnoliopsida, Poales, Poaceae.
GCCCCCGCCCCGCCUCCACGCAUCCCCCACCAACCCCUCACGCUCCGAGCCUCAGACCAAACCAAAUCACCAAUCGCCGGCGCCACCUAUAUAUCGCGGCCAACCCGCCCGGGACCUCCUCAGCUUCUCGCUCCGAAGCUUCAACUACCCACCCGGUUACCCGGCGCGGAUCCCCUCCUCCCACCACCGAGCAGAGCACGAAAGCAGAGGCGGCGAGGCUAGCUAGCUGAGCGGAGCUGAUAGCUGAACAGAUUGGUGGGGCAAUGGCUGCGGCGAGUAUGAUCAGGGCGCCGGUCGGGCAGAAUCCGAGGCUUGCCCCGGGGAGGGGCGGCGGCGUGGUCCGGUGCUCGUUGCAGGGCGCGGUGGUUGGCGGCCGGGCGGAGUGGCAGAGCAGCUGCGCGGUGCUGUCCAGCAAGGUGGCCGCGCUCGGCGCGCACUCCGUCAACGGCCACGUCGCGCCCCCCGCGCCCGCGCCGCCGCAGAACGGGGCGGUGCUGGAUUUGGUCCCCGUGAGCAGCAUCAACGGCGGCGCCAAGAACCUGCCGCAGCCGCUGCGCAUCGCGGACCUGUCCCCGGCGCCGAUGCACGGGUCGCAGCUGCGCGUGGCGUACCAGGGCGUGCCGGGCGCGUACAGCGAGAAGGCGGCCGGCAAGGCGUACCCGGAGUGCGACGCCAUCCCCUGCGACCAGUUCGAGGUGGCGUUCCAGGCCGUGGAGCUCUGGAUCGCCGACCGCGCCGUGCUCCCCGUGGAGAACUCGCUGGGCGGCAGCAUCCACCGCAACUACGACCUGCUGCUCCGGCACCGCCUCCACAUCGUGGGCGAGGUUCAGCUCCCCGUGCACCACUGCCUGAUGGCGCUCCCGGGGGUGCGCAAGGAGUGCCUCACCCGCGUCAUCAGCCACCCGCAGGCGCUGGCGCAGUGCGAGCACACGCUCACCGCCAUGGGCCUCAACGUCGUGCGCGAGGCCUUCGACGACACCGCCGGCGCCGCCGAGUACGUGGCCGCCAACGGCCUCCGCGACACGGCCGCCAUCGCCUCCUCCCGCGCCGCCGAGCUGUACGGGAUGGAGGUGCUGGCCGACGGCAUCCAGGACGACUGCGGCAAUGUCACCCGCUUCGUGAUGCUGGCCAGGGAGCCCGUCGUGCCGCGCACCGACCGCCCCUUCAAGACCAGCAUCGUCUUCGCGCACGACAAGGAAGGGACCUCCGUCCUCUUCAAGGUGCUCUCGGCGUUCGCGUUCCGCGACAUCUCGCUCACCAAGAUCGAGAGCCGGCCGCACCGCCACCGGCCCAUCCGCCUCGUCGACGACGCCAACGUCGGCACCGCCAAGCACUUCGAGUACAUGUUCUACGUCGACUUCCAGGCGUCCCUCGCCGAGCCCCGCGCGCAGAACGCGCUGGCCGAGGUCCAGGAGUACACCUCCUUCCUCCGGGUGCUCGGGAGCUACCCCAUGGACAUGACCCCCAUGACCGCCGGGUCCUCCUCCACCAUUUCCUCCUCCGAUUCAUCCUGAUGGCUCCUGUUCUGCAACUGCAGCCCCCCCGAGGAGAAGCCGUCGAGUAGGGACGUUGGUUUCCGGUCAUGUCGUCCUACUCGUCCCUCGCCGCUAGGCUGCCCGGGAGCAAUUGAUUUUGAUUUUUACCUUUAUUAAUCGUGGUAAUACGUGUAACUGUUCCAAGUUCAUCUGCGGUGAAUAUACCUGUGAGAUAGGUGACACUCAUGUC